Molecule: messenger RNA, 1016 nt
Organism: Centruroides sculpturatus (bark scorpion)
Lineage: Eukaryota; Metazoa; Arthropoda; Arachnida; Scorpiones; Buthidae
Product: tryptophan--tRNA ligase-like
Exons: 1
Coding region: 1-990 (329 amino acids)
Biological process (GO): tryptophanyl-tRNA aminoacylation
Molecular function (GO): tryptophan-tRNA ligase activity; ATP binding
Source: RefSeq, a predicted model, not a curated record
AUGUCCAAGCCUCGCCUUGUAACCGGUAUUACCGCGACCGGAAAAAUAACUUUGGGAAAUUACAUCGGUGCGAUUAAACAGUUAGUUGCUCUGCAAGAUCGUUACGAUUUGUUUAUUUUUGUGGCCGAUUUACACGCUUUGACGAUCGAAAUUGAUCCGGAAACUUUGUCAUUAAACCGCCAACAAACCGCGGCUCUUUAUUUGUCUUGCGGUCUUGACCCUGAGAAGGUGACUUUGUUUUACCAGUCUGACGUGCCGGCCCACAGUCAACUCGCUUGGAUUAUGCAAAAUAUCGUCACGGUGGGCGAGUUAUCCCGGAUGACCCAGUUCAAAGAUAAAGGCCAAAAACAAGCUAAUCAGACGACGCAAAUUCGGGGCGGACUUUUGACUUACCCGACUUUGAUGGCCGCCGACAUUCUUCUUUACAAUCCUAAGUUGGUGCCCGUCGGAUCCGACCAGUUGCAACACCUUGAGUUGACGGCUCACUUAGCGCAGCGCUUUAACAAUAAGUACGGACCAACUUUUCAAGUGCCCGAGCCGCUUCUGCCGGCCGUCGGAGCCAAAAUUAUGUCGCUCAGCGAUCCGACUAAGAAAAUGUCCAAAUCGGAUCCCAACCCGAAAAGUUUGAUCGCUCUGCUUGACGAUCCCGAGUUGGCGGCUCAGAAAAUUUUGCGUUCAAAAACCGACUCAGAAAACAAAGUUUACUUAGACGACAAAAAACCGGGUAUUAAAAACUUGCUAACCAUUUACGCCGCUCUGACUAACCAAAGUCUCAAGACAGUCAGUCAAAUUUUCGCCGGAGAAAACAGCUAUUUACCGCUUAAGCAAGCUCUGGCUCACGAAGUUAAGCAGUGUUUGACGUUAAUCCAAAAUCGUUACCAACACUAUUUAGACCAAGUUGAUCAGAUCGUGCAAAAAGGCGCUCGCCGUGCUAACCAAGUAGCCGACAAACAGUAUCAAUUAGUUGCUCAGAAAAUCGGUUUAAACUAACUAGAGUCAACGCUAGCAGUGUUAAA